AUGAGCGAGGGGGCUGCCGGCGCCGCGGCGCCCGGGGCGGCGGAGGCGGCGGCGGGGGGCCCGGGCGGGGAUGGGGCCGGGGGGCCGCCGCGAGAGCUGCGCUGCAGCGACUGCAUCGUCUGGAACCGGCAGCAGACGUGGCUGUGCGUGGUGCCCCUCUUCAUAGGCUUCAUCGGCCUGGGGCUCAGCCUCAUGCUGCUCAAGUGGAUCGUUGUGGGGUCCGUGAAGGAGUACGUCCCCACCGAGCUGAUGGACGCCAAGGGCGUGGGGCAGGACCCCUUCUUCCUCUCUAAGCCCACCGCCCCCCCCCGCGGCGCGGAGACCACCGCCGCCGCCACGCCGCGGCCGCCCAGCCGCGUCAGCCCCCGCCUCACCACGAUGAGCCGGGCCCCCCCGAGACCCCCCGGCACCCGCGGCCCGGCGCGGGGCGGCCCCAGACCCACGGUUCCCCGGCAGCCCGCCGCGCCCCACACGGCGCCGCCCGCCAGCGGCCCCCCCGGCACUGCCGGCCGCGCCGGUCGACCGCCGCCCGCUGCCCCCAGCACCCCGCCGCUGCCCGCCUGGCCCACUGCGGCACACGCUACCUCCUCCUACAAGAUCUACGUCCACGACUCGGCGCCCUCCUGGACCUUGUCUCCCUUCCAGGAAUCUACCACUACUACGCCGGAGACCACCACGACCCCCAAAAUCCAUACUACAACGUAUUCCACUGAGCGAUCUGAGCACUUUAAGCCAUGCAAAGACAAGGAUCUUGCAUACUGUCUCAAUGAAGGAGAAUGCUUUGUGAUUGAAACCUUAACAGGAUCACAUAAACACUGCCGGUGCAAAGAGGGCUACCAAGGAGUCCGCUGUGACCAAUUUUUGCCGAAAACCGACUCCAUCUUGUCAGAUCCAACAGACCAUUUAGGAAUUGAAUUCAUGGAGAGCGAAGAAAUUUACCAGCGCCAGGUGCUGUCUAUUUCCUGUAUCGUCUUUGGCAUAGUCGUAGUGGGCAUGCUUUGUGCAGCGUUCUACUUCAAAACAAAGAAACAAACAAAGCAAAUUCAUGAACAGCUGAAAGAAACGCAGAAUAGGAAAACCUACAGCCUAAAUGCUUCUAGCAUGAUGGCAAAGUCAGAGUGUAUGGCACAAAGCCGAGUCCAGCUGCAAAAUUACUCCAAAACAGAUAGGCAUCCUGGGCCUGCUCUGGACAAAGUCAUGGAGUCCAGCUUUUCAGGUCCUCAGUCUUUCCCAGAGGCUUUGUCUCCUGACAGAGGAACUCAGCCCAUCAAGCAGCACAGAAGUCUCUCUUCAUGCUGCAGUCCAGGACAGAAAAGUGGGAUGCUACAUAGAAAUGCCUUUCGGAGGACUCCUCCCUUACCUCGGGGUAGGUUCAAUGGGAUUACAGGACCAGCAUAUCAACAGCUAGAAGAGUCCAGGAUCACAGAGCAGGACACAAUACCUUGUCAUGGGUAUUCAUCUAGUGGUUUAAAAACUUCUCAGAAUACUUCAAUAAAUAUGCAACUGCCUUCAAGAGAGACAACCCCUUAUUUUAAUAACGUGGAUCAGAAGGACUUGGUCGGAUACUCAUCUUCAAGGGCCAACUCAGUUCCCAUCAUCCCAUCUGUGGGCUUGGACGAAGCCUGCAUGCAAAUGCAAAAUGUUUCUGAAGUAACAGGCAUCAAAUGGUGCAAAAACUCCUAUUCAGCUGAACUUGUCAAUGUGAGUUCCCCUGUCAGUAAUUGUCUUAUAGCAGAACAACAUGAAGUGAAAAUAUUGCUAGAAACUGUGCAGGAGCAGAUUCGGAUUCUGACUGAUGCGAGGAGGUCGGAGGACUUCGAACUGACGAGCGUAGACGUGGAGAGCAGCGCGAGCGAGAACACCGCCUUCCUGCCUAUGAGCCCUGUGGCCAAGGCAGAUCGAGAGGCACAAUUUGUCUUAAAAGGUGAAACACAAAGAGACUCAGUGUUGACCAAGUGACUUUGUGUGGGGGUCGCAGGAGGGGGAAUAACAGAUCUGUGCAUUCGAUGCUUUGCUAAACAGGAAAGGAGGAAAUUAAAUACAAAUUAUUUAUAUGCAUUAAUUUAAGAGCAUCUACUUAGAAGAAACCAAAUAGUCAAUCGCCCUCAUAUCAUAGUGUUUUUUAACAAAAUAUUUUUUUAAAGGAAAGAAAUGUUCCGGGAGGGAUAAGGCGUACAUCAGGUGCUUUCUAGGCAGGAUUAUACAUACAGUUUCAGUUCUAGAAUAUUUUAACACUGUCCUGUUUGGCUGUCAGGAGGCUUAGGCUAUGCAUCCUAUUUUCAAUAAAGGCCAAGACCAUUCUAAGAACCAUUCUUGGUUUCAGGGCAGCGCUGCAGUGAAUGCUGGCCAGGGGUGCAAGUUCCAAAACCCUAGCACAGACCCGGUCCCCCCUGCUCUCAGUUCUAGGUUCAUACUGAGGGAGGAAACACAAACGUCCAAUUCUUGGCACUAACUGUGUAAUGACCGUAAAUCCUUAAUUGAGCCAGAUGCUUGACUCUCUACCUUACACGAGUGUGUCAGUCAGCUUGAGAAGUUCAGUGGAAACUUUUAGGAGCUUUGGGUCAGGCCAAGCCUGGAGAGGGGUUGGGGCCUGUGGAGGUGCAGUGGCCCUGUGGCUGCUCCAUCUUCUGAGCUUUGUCUAAAAGAGCUUCUUGGUUGAAAGAAGAAAAAGAAGAACAGAAACUCAAAGUGCAGAAGCACGCACCAUGGCAGGUUAGGGUUGGUUUAGUUUUUAAGAGUGGGAAUGUAAAGUCUGCUGUUCUUUACCGAUCCAUAAGCAUUUCUAAACUGUUAAACUUUGAAGGCAUUUGUAUGCUCUCAAGGAGCACUUCUGAGUGUAUGUGUGUUUUUUUUAACUUAUUUUUAUUAUGGGUUAUUCAGAAAUGAGUCUGGGAGAUCCAAUGUGAUCUGAGGCCAGCCAAUAGGUGUCCAUACUGUCCUCAUUUGAUUCCGCUCUCAGUUCUCUGGUCACUUUAAUGAAUUAUGGCUUUGGCUUGUGAACUUCAAAGCUCCAACCCUGCAGAUAGCUCAGGAUGGGCAUACCUAGGAGCAUGCACGCAGCUGAUUCUGCUGGGGCUGUACGUGAACAGGCAGUUCCAGCAAAUCAAUCCCUGCUGCCUUAGAGAAGGCCUUAGAGAAGAAAUGUCAGUUCCUGAUUACUGUAUCCCAAUCAUAUUAUAGGCUUUUUUUUUUUUUUCAUUUUCUUUCUUUUGAGUCCUUCUUCCUCCCAAUAAAUUGUAACAUAAUAUGCCAAUAAUGCAACGAUUUGGGUUCAGUGGCUCACAUGUUACUGUUUUCAUUGUUAUUAAAAUAUCUGCUUAUUUGUGGGGAAAAAGAAUAUAAACUAUGAUAAAUAAUUACCAAAUAGCCUUCCCUGAUAAUGUCAGAAGAUUGAUUUAAAAAAUUACCGUAUAUACAGAAUGUAUUAAAAUAUUAUUUGCAGCAAAUUAAUUGUUCAACUUAUUAGAUGUGCCCCAGACUUUCCAGUUCACAAGUCUCAAGACUUCCCAAAAUAGCACAGUCGGUCACACAGUGCUGUUGUAUGUUUAGUCAGAAUAAAGCAAUAUUUUAACCUCUGUCAAGUAAAUUUGAAAAAGAAAAUGCUGAAAAUGUAUGUCAUUUAUUUUGUGCCUAGCUGAGGCAUUAAAAAAAAUCCUCUUCACAAAUCUUUAUUCAUCAAGUCUUACUUUGGUUUUCUUGUCUUUUUUCUUUUAAUUUUUUGGGUUUUUUGAUUUUUAUUUUUGUUUGUGUGUGUGUGUGUUGUUUUGGCUCUUUUUUUUUGUUGUUUUGUUUUGUUUUGUUUUGUUUAAGAUGAUGAAAUUGUCUUGUUUACAGAACUUUCUAUGGCUGUAAUCUUUGCUGUGUGUUUUCAAUAAAAGUCUAUUUGAGGGCAAAUUAUGCUUUAUGCCCAGGAUGGAGCAUGCCUCAUUCAGACUCCUUUCUAAAAAGCUGUAGAGCUCUUCUCAUAACAGGAGGAUUAAGCUGUAGGCUGGGAUCCCCACAAGGAGAGGUCCUUCCAUGUCUUGUUUCUGCACUACGCAGUGGCUGUGCACAAUCUCACUGGGCUGAGCUGCCUGUACUGGCAUGGCACAAAACCCGCACCAGACAAACCUCUGGAGGAUGAACCAUGUGCUAAGUGGGGCUCAGCUUCACCUCAGCUCAGCUGUGUGACUUUUCUGUUAAUAGCGUUUGUAUCCUGCCAGUUCAGGACAUAAGCCAAGUGAGCGUGCAUCUACCUGUAAGUGAACACACCUGUAAUUUAAAAAAUGGCUGCUACAUAAAGCUCUGAUUCAAUAAUUUGUGAAGCAUGCUCACAACUGUUUGUUAAUGAAUUGUUAAUUAAUUUUGUUGAGAAAUGGUAUCUGCAGUAAAAUGCAAAAUCUAUCACAAACUGCUCUGUCAACACCAAAUCUUUUCAAUCCAGCUGUAAGGCCUACUUGCCCCCAAAUCCUACCAAACUGUGCAAACUCUCUUCUGGUGAUGUAUUGGAAACACACUGCAGGAUUUCUGUUGAAGAAAGAACUAUAAUCAUAAUAUAGUCAUAAGCAAUGCCUUUAAUUAGAGAAUGUGUUCACUGAACACCCCCAAAAGACCCAGAAAAAGGGCAAGAGCAAUGUACUUUAAUACAAUGAAAUGUUUGACUGAAUGGUUGAUGGAGAUCUGAAAUGGUGAGGAUACCUUCAGUUCAUGUUAGAGAUGCGAUCUUGUAUUCAGCAAAGGAUGUGUGACUGUUAUAUGUUAACUGUUCUAUUCAGUUUUCAGCAUGUUUGAAUAGAGAGACAUUAAUAUUAACCAUAUGACAGACUAGUGUAUUAUUUGUUAAGAGUUAACACUUCAGAUCCUAUUGAAACUGUCAUUGUUUACAGAGGUAAAGAAAAUGAUUUUCAAACAUUGAAACAGGUGAACUUAAAGUGAUUUGUGUGUUUCUCUAAUGCAAUUAUUUUCCCCCGUGGACCCUCCUAUUUUACAGUGAAUGGGACAGCAUUUUCUCUGAGGUCUCGCAAUUAGUUAUGUAGAGGACAGAAAAGAUCCUAUAGAGUUGCACUGAGCCCGCUGAAAUGGUAGGCCAAAUUUUGCUUUGUUUCUGAAUCUAAUGAUCCCAUUGAACUCAGUGGAUCAGAAGGGAUGUGUCAGUGUGCAAACAUAGUUUCUUCCUAAAAUGGCAUCUAUUCCUGCCCUUGGAAAGAGACUGAAAUCUCCUUAAAAGAGGCUCUGAACUCUGAACCUGUAACAUAAUUAAAAUUAACACCACACCUAUGAAGUUUGAGUGUUAUCUGGUAUGAAUAUUCACACGCAAUGUACUACACUCAAGUAAACUGAGAUAACAGCUAGUUAGAUGAAGCUGAACUUUCUCUGAGCUUAAAGGAGAAACUGCAUUUCUUCAGCAUAAUGUUGUGGAGCAGAAUUGGGAGUGCAAUACAUAUCCCUUCUUGUGUUUUUUUUUCAUUUUGUUUCUGAAAAGAAUUUCAGCCCAAACAACCCCAAAAAACAGUAGAAUGUUCCCAAUAUUUGAAGUAGGAUAUGUGGGUGAGUAUGGGCACAUCUCAUGGUGUUAGCCACUAAAAAACUUCAUCCACUAUCCAAAGCUGAAAGUUAAUUCUUGAAGGAUGAUGUUUCAGUGAACAAACAUUGCAGUGAAGAAAGACCUUUUCAACAUGCUUUUGGCAUCUAGUCACCUGCCAGGCUCUCAGCUGAUGUUCUCAGUGCAAUAAUGAUAUACUAACAGAGGAUCACAUCUCGAAUCUUUUCUACUCUAUGUCCAAUAGAGUGUCACAAAUGUUAGUAGUCUAUUGCAAGAUGUAAGGGCCACUACACUGACAUAUGGAGCUAUCUUUAUUCUGCUUAUGAAAAUUAUGCUCAUAGCAGUAUGCAAAGCCCUGUCUAGAAUGCGGUGUGAGGUUCGUUAGAUGAGUGCUUGUGUGUCAGGUCCAUCCUUUUACAAGAGCUGAGUAUCACUGACUGGGCUCCAAAAGCAGUUAGCUUAGCACCACUUAAAGGUGGCUGAUUCAAAUAUUAUUCAUCAAAAUCUUCUGAAGCUUCUUGUUUACGUUUUAUAAAAACAGUGAGACCAUGGCAGGUGCUAACACGUACCUGCUCAUGAAUCAAAAUGUUCAAACAGAUGGUUUACGUCUAUUUAUCUUGUAGGGAGGGACAGAAGUUCCAAUUCCUCUUUCCAAUUCGUGCCCAGCUACCCUCAGUUUACUUAUGGGCAUUACUUGAACUCUUAUAACAAAUUAUGAGAAUAAAUACCAAAGAACUCUGUCAGAGUACUAGCUGCAGCAAAUGAAAUUAAAGCUUGAAGGAGCAGACCCAGAAUAAUUUUUUUUUUUUUUUUUUUUUAUGACAUAAAUACACAUUUCCUUUCAAUGAAGUGUAGUUUCCCUGGAAACUUCUUUUCACUUGGGAAAACAAUGAGUUUAUAUGAAUGCUUUGUUAUCUUGGCAUUAAUUUAAAAUCUCAAGGAGAUUGGGAAAAAGUAAAUACUAUAAAGUGCAACAUAGUUCUGUAUCUUGCUGAAAAUGUAAGAGGGUGCAGACUUUUUUUCCUUUUAUACUGUAUUGUUACUGUAAGUUGACAGUAAGAUUAUGAUCCCUUUGUUCUGGAGUCUAUUCACAUGAAAACAACCAGGAUGCUCAGUUUUCCUGUUUUAGGUUUCUUAGCUCUCCCAAAUCACAAUUAUCAAACUGAAUUUAUUUUAUGUAGCAAAGUUCAUAUAUGAGAUAAAAACUACAUAGCUAUUAUAACUUCAAUCUUACUGUGAAGGAGAAACAGCCAUCCUCAGUGUAUGCUGCACAGCGUAAAGAUGCUUUCCUCUUAAUGGUAAAACUCAUAUAAGCUGUUUAUCUUUGGAAUUGCUUAAAAAAAAACAACUUCAAUUUAUUAAUUGACCACGUUAGUAGUAUUUAAGGAAAGGAUAACUACCAGAAAUUCCUAAACUUUUAGUAAUUUUGUUUUCCAUUAGAACCAAUGUUUUGAUUCAUUGUUACCACUGCACUGAUGGGGUGCUUACUCUUACUUUCUUGAAAAGAUUUAGCUCCAUCCUCUUUGGACAGCAGUCCUAUAAAAAGGGAGUGGUCUCCUGAUAUUCCAUAUAGCUGUUCUUCUGAAACUUUUCCCAAAUGAAAAACAAACUAAAAUCACAGCAGCACAAUCUACAGGUUGGUUGGUUUGGAUUGGGGUUUUGUUUUGUUUCGUUUUGUUUUUCUACAAAGGAACUAUUAUAUUUUAUAGAUAUAAUGAAGAGCUUUUUAUUGAUGACUGAAGAAUGUACAUUAAGUAUAGCAUACAUAUAAGUGGCGUGGAAAUUCUCCAUUUGUAGUAUGUUUUAGUAAGAAAUUCGAAAAGCACCAUAUUCUCUAGCACCACCAGGAGCAGACCCACAUGCAGUUUAUAUUUCUUUUUUACUUAACACUGCCCGUGGUCUGGAACACAUCACUGUGGUGACCAGGUAUCUUGUCCUUUUUCCUUGCUCCUGCAUUGCAAGUACCACUUCUGUGCUGUUUGGUAGCUCAGACAUCACUGGAUUGGCAGCAGUUCAGUAUUUUUAUACAUGUUCAAUUUUACUUUACCCUCAUAAUCAAGAAUAUAACUUGUAACCUGACUUUUGGGACAGUAGGGAGAUCUGAUGAGUAAAUUUAAGAUCCAAACUUUCAAAAUCGCUUAUGCACCCAUUUACCUGCUGUGAGUACUCCUAGAAAGGGAAUUCCAGGAAUCAGGAAUUGUGCAGCACUGUGGGGUGCUUCCUGCCCUUCCCCACAGCUAUCUGUUAUCUGUUCUCAGCAGUUCCAGUCACAGAGCCUGCAGUUCUCUUCAGUUUUCCUUUUCCAUACAUUAAAUCCCACUGC
Molecule: messenger RNA, 7844 nt
Organism: Tympanuchus pallidicinctus (lesser prairie-chicken)
Lineage: Eukaryota; Metazoa; Chordata; Aves; Galliformes; Phasianidae
Gene: NRG3
Product: neuregulin 3
Exons: 9
Coding region: 1-1959 (652 amino acids)
Biological process (GO): intracellular signal transduction; nervous system development; animal organ development
Molecular function (GO): chemorepellent activity
Source: RefSeq, a predicted model, not a curated record